Nicotiana tabacum (common tobacco) is the source of this 2190-nucleotide messenger RNA. The record is from RefSeq and is a predicted model, not a curated record. Lineage: Eukaryota; Viridiplantae; Streptophyta; Magnoliopsida; Solanales; Solanaceae.
ACGUUGUCUUCACGGGUUCAAGUGACCCUUCCCCAGACCCUGCAUGAACUACGGAUACUUUGUGCACCGGGCUGGCUAUAAAAGUUUCUGAAUUCUGAUCAUGAGCUAAUAGUGCUGAAUUGUAGAAUGGGAAACAAUUAAUGGGGUCAAAUUUGCGAGAACUAAUAAAAAAAUGGCAGCCCGGUACACGAAGCAUCUUGCAUUCACGCAGGGUCCAGGGCCGCACUCCAAGAGGAUGAGCCGUAGAUGGUCUACCCUGAUGCAAGCAUUAGUGGCUGAUUGCGCGGCUCGAACCCGUGACCUAUUGCGAGAACUAAUACUUGAAUAAAGAAAAGGGGAAAUGAAAAAAUUCCAGUAGAGAAAAAAAGUUAGGUGAUUUCUUCUUAUAUGCCUAAAUUUUGGUGGACAUAAUUAUUCGUACCUACACUCGUAAGAAGUAGCAAGUAUCCGAAGAAAUGAUGUACAUAAACUGGUCCGACACUACCAUUAUAAAACUUCAGGGACCAAACUCUUACACUUUUUAAAUUAAGAAUUUAACUUAUAUACACGUGCAUUGCUUUUUACGCUGUGAGUGCAUUUAUAGCUGGUCAUUUUCUUUAUUCUCCGUAUUUGAUAUUUACAAUUAAGCUUAUUAUAGAGAAUUAUCUGUCGUUGUAGAUCAUUUUAACAUGAUGGUGUCUAUAAAAUUAUACUGGAGUGCAUAGAGAUUAAACUCUUUAUAAAGGGUAAAUAUGCUCAGUCAAAAAAAUAUGUAGGGAUCAAACCAAGGUAAUAACUCAAAAGCUAAAAUCACUAUUUUCUCUUAUAAUUUGUUGUUUCCUUUGUCUUAACUUAAUCACUGUGAACCACAUCAGGGGCGGACGCACGUUGAACGAAGCAGUGUCACGCGACACCGCUUCGUCGAAAUUUUUGCUAAUCAUAUGUAUUAAUACUGUGGGAAAAUAAUAACAAGAGAAAAUGCCACCACUUAGACACGGAUCAUCGUCUAGUACGCUGGUUAAGUGCCUUAUUUUGCUGUAAGAGGUCGUCGAUUCGAACCUCAAGUAGAAAAUAUUUUUGGCAAAUAUUUGAGAGAGCCUCUAGUUAAAAAUCAUAGGUAAGUAGAAUUGGACUCGGAACCUCUUUUAAAUUAAGACUCAACAAAAUCAAUGCACUAACGCUAUUUCUUGUAUAAUUAAAGUUAUUUAUUCUUCGUUCUUCUAUAAAUAUUGACGCCACUUAUAAAAAAUCUUGUGUACGCCCCUGAACCACAUGCUAGUUGAUGCUUUAAAGCAAGGACCUGAAUUUUUGUUACUUGCUUUCUUCUUUCAUAAUGAAUGUGUUAUAAGCUGCAGAGUAUAGCAAUCUAUAUAUACUUGUGUGGAUGUUUGGAAUGGGGCCCAAGAGGCUCGGGUGAGCUUCAUAUUGGUUUCGGACUGAUUUUGCUAGACUUGGCAGAUAGUAAUCUCUAUAUAUGGUUGAAGACAAAGGAGCUUUAAGCAUUUUUGUGAUCUUAUCUAUACAUGUUCCCUUUAGCUUAGAACUUUUAAUUUAAAUAUCAAUUAUUGAAUACAACAAUCCUGGAAAAAGGUGAUGGAGACGCAAGGCACAUCGGUUCUCCAACUGCAAAGCCAGGCUCUCUUGAAAUACCUUCUGGUGCAGUUACUGUCGGACGUGUUGCUGAGAAAGCAGAUAUGGUCAUUCCGGUGCCUACAGUAUCUGCUGUACAUGCUCUGCUACAAAGCAUGGAGGAGUAUCUCGUAGUGACAGAUUUAGACAGCACGAAUGGCACGUUCAUCGGUGAGAAGAGGCUUAGACCUGGUGUGGCUGCUGCUGCAUUACCUGGAAGUCUCUUGACAUUUGGGGACACCAAUUUGGCGAUAUUCCGGGUAGCAAAGCUUGAGAAGAUGGAAACUCCAUCUGAACCAGAAGAAGCUGAAGCUAAUACAGAGGAAGAGAAGCCAAGUAGCAGCUAAAAGUUCAGAGUUCUUAUUAUCUGCAAUAAUUUUGUAAAUGCGGCCUUGGGGUGCGAUCCUUCCCCCGACUCUAGUGAACGCGAGAUGCCUUGUGCACCCUACUGCCCUUUUUUUUUUAAAUUUUGUAAACAAAGGAAAUUUAUAUAUGUGACUUGAGUUUUGUCUCCUUUUCUUUUCUACUAGAAGACUACUGUGUCAUUCUGUAACAUUUAUAGAAAAUAUGAUUUGCCUUUUC